UCUCGAAGGUUACUGCGACCCCUUAUACAUGGAUGUCGUAUUGUCCCUGCAGCGGGUGCUUUUAGGCACGGACGUAGUCAUGUUCCGCUCCAACGCACCAUCUUUGGAACGAUACAAUUGUGACAAGGUGCGACAAAUCUUGGUGGCCGGCAACCUCGACCCCAAGAGCAACGUAAGCAAAUACUUUGACGUCAUUCGCCAAGCACAGGUCAAGCCGGGGGCUCCCAUCGUAGUGAGUGAGUACUACACCGGUUGGAUGAACUACUGGGGCUGGGACGACAAUCCGGCCUAUCCACCCUGGGUCAUCGCCACCUUCGAGAAGAUGAUGGAACAGGGGGCCAACGUUAUUUUCUACAUGUUCCACGGAGGCACGAGCUUCGGCUUCAAGGCUGCCACCAGCUCAGAAUCGCCGUUGGUAACGAGCUACGACUACGACGCGCCCAUGGGAGAAGACGGCGACCCGAAGGCCUACUACUUCCCACUACGCAAAUCAAUCGGCAAGUACAUUCCGCUCAAAUCCGGGGAGCUUCGUAAGCCCUGGCCCAAGUUGAAGGUAGACGCCAUUCGCAUGCCACACAGCAUGUCCCUGACGGACGUAAUGGCACACUUCAGACAUAAAGGCUGGCUCAAGCGAAGAAGGUCCGAGUAUCCGUUGACCUUCGAAGAGCUCGGCCAGGACUUCGGGUUUCUUUUGUACCGCACUGUGUUCAUGGCCGGCCUGGAUGGCCGGUACUUAAUGGCGCUUCACGGUCUCCGCGACAUGGCGCAGCUGCACGUGCGUGACGAACGCUACUUCAUGCGCAUAUUCGACACCGCACGCCUGCCAGCCAAAACCGGUUGCAACGUGAUGCUCAGGUUGGGCGAGAGGCUGUCCAUCCUGGUGGAGAACAUGGGCCGCGAAGACUUCGGUCCCAAGAAUCGCGAUCCGAAGGGAAUUAGGAACGUGACUGUGGACCGCAUCACCCUGACUGACUGGAUCAUCGAGGCCCUGCCUCUGACACAGAAGAGAGACAUUAGCGAACUCUUCCAGCUCAUGCGGACGCCCAGAAAUAGCCAGGGCAACAUACCACACUUCUACUACGGUUGGUUCACGUUGCCCAAGGGACAGAAGCCGCUGGACACGUUCCUCGACCCGUCAAACUACACGAAAGGUGUGGCGUUUAUUAACGGCUUCAACCUGGGGCGUUACUGGCCGGCAGUCGGGCCGCAGAUAAGGCUGUACGUUCCCGGAGUCUACAUCAAGCCGCAUCCCGAGGAAAACAGGCUCAUCUUGUUCGAAUUGGAAGGGCUUCGCACUAAUCACCCUGACCGAGGUGUUAGCUUUGUUGAUAGGCCUUACCUCAACGCUAACCCGGGACAGCCUCACCCUUAGCGGGAAGACCAGAAAGGCAGGAAAUAAUACUUGAAAUUACCGAGUGUUUAUUUCGUUGGAGUUCAGUCUUUACGAAACGAACGCCAAAGGUCAGGCUAACAGGUCCCCAGAAGACCACCGACAAGGGCUUCGGUCAUCGAUAUAUUUCACUGUAUCAAUCGAUGGUGUGCGAACGCCUUUUGCAAACUGGAAUUUCAUUGUUGUUACGCAUCAUCAUCCAACUUUGUUCACGAGCACGUUCAGUCUACUCAAUAAACGCGUAAUAUUUUUUU
Messenger RNA from Rhipicephalus microplus (southern cattle tick), 1644 nucleotides. RefSeq names its product beta-galactosidase-1-like protein. The record is from RefSeq and is a predicted model, not a curated record. Gene Ontology annotation, molecular function: hydrolase activity, hydrolyzing O-glycosyl compounds. Lineage: Eukaryota; Metazoa; Arthropoda; Arachnida; Ixodida; Ixodidae. Gene Ontology annotation, biological process: carbohydrate metabolic process.